AACAAGCUUACAGUCUCCGACGAUAGCUCAACGCGGUCGAACGCAACAUGUUUUUCGAAAGUUUUCUUCUAAAUCUCUCAGUAAUCAUUGUGCUCAUAGUCGCCCUAAUCAUCGACUAUGUGACCAAAUUCUUCAGCUACUGGUACGUCCGGCAUGUGCCUUACAAAUCGUCCAUCCCCUUCUUCGGCGGCGACUACCACAGGGUCCUCGGAAUCAGGAGCAGCACCGAAGAUGUCAACAUACUGUACGCCAAACACCCCAAAGAUAAGUAUGUCGGUCGUGUCAAAUGCAGGAUUCCCGACCUGAUAGUGAAAGAUCCCGAUACAGUAAAGAGGAUGUUGUCAACGGAUUUCGCAAAUUUCCAUAGCCGAGGUCUCUCCUUGGACAAAUCUCAGGAUGUUUGUUUACGAGACAAUUUGUUUUACGCCGACGGAGAAAAGUGGACCCUAUUGCGCGAAGGCUACGACUCUUUAUUGAGUAACAUGAACUGUGAAUUGGAGAGUUUGAGUGACUGUUUGCCGGGAACAAAUGGUGAUGCUAACGUUCAAGAGAUUUUGUCGAAGGUAUUGGAUAAAGUCUUCGAGGAUUUACUUCUUGGUAGCGGUGGAGGGUCAGUUGUAAAGGAAGUGAGAUCAGCAAUACAAAGGCGCACUUUGAUAGAAAGAUUUAAGAGUUAUCUUAAAGACAUUUUCCCGUCUUUGUACAUUAUGUUUGGGUUAACAACGAUCUUUGGAGAGCCCUCAGCAAAAACAAAGAGUGUAAUCGAAAAAUCAAAAGUACUGUCGCAAAUUAAGAACUUGGGUAACGUUUACCAACUUGGUAUCAAAGAAAAGAAUAGAAAGCGGCAUUCCGAUGUGGAAUUUGCUUAUUCAAUCAUUUCCUCAUUCAUAACCGAGGGCUACAUACCGUGCUUGAACGCAUUGACUGCACUGAUUUACGAACUAGCAUUGAAUCCUGAGGUGCAAGAGAAAUCGAGGAAUUCGGUUGCGAAACACAAUAGGGAUGAAUAUUUGGACGUGGCUAUUAAAGAGGCUUUGAGACUACACCCUCCAUAUUCAAUAAUUUCAAGACAAUGUACGAAGACUUAUCACCCUGAAGGUGGGAUAUUGAUUGAUAGGAAAAUAACGAUUAAUGUUCCUGUGAUGGCUUUGCAUAGAGAUGAAGAAAACUACAUCAAUGCGGAUUCCUUCAAUCCUGAUAGAUUUUUGGAUGACGAAGGAGCAUCGAAGCAUUGUUACGCCUAUCUGCCUUUCGGAGCCGGCCCCAGGAAAUGCAUCGGUGAGCAGUUGGCCCUAAAGUUAAUCAAAAGUAUAAGCAAGACUAUUCUCAACAAAUAUGAAAUUGAGCCAUGUGCUAAAACCCCAUCAAAAUUGACUAUGGUGGACCAUAACUUUGGGAGAGUAGUUGAUAGGGAUAUUUGGCUCAGAUUUAAGGUAAGAGCUUAAACUGCUUAAAGAAACUAAGGUGAAUUUGUGUGUAAGUAAAAAAUUUAGAAUAAAUUAUGUUCUUUGUAUUUUUUGAUCAAUGACAAUUAAUGAACUAGGUCUUAUUUUUGCGCAUCUAUUUAUUUCUACAUUUUUACGCAUCUUUUUAGAUAAGAUCUUUUCUUCUAACAAUAAAAAGCCCAACAAAUUAAAAUUAGCCAAAUUGGUUCAGCUGUUCUCGAGAUUUGUGCUUAGCAAUACAUUUAACGAUUAAUUUAUAUCACAGAUUAAAUCCAUGACAGAAUUAAAUAAUAAAUAAACGAUUAAGGUACUUUACUCACUAAUUUGUACAAUUAUGAACCUUAUAUGUAAGAUGAGUAAAAUAAAAUUAAGUUUUUGUUAAUUUCACAUUUCGAAUUUAAUAAAUAGUACAAAAAUAGGCUUGGAAUUG
Molecule: messenger RNA, 1875 nt
Organism: Spodoptera frugiperda (fall armyworm)
Lineage: Eukaryota; Metazoa; Arthropoda; Insecta; Lepidoptera; Noctuidae
Gene: CYP338A1
Product: cytochrome P450 6j1
Exons: 2
Coding region: 48-1445 (465 amino acids)
Molecular function (GO): oxidoreductase activity, acting on paired donors, with incorporation or reduction of molecular oxygen; heme binding; monooxygenase activity
Source: RefSeq, a predicted model, not a curated record